Messenger RNA from Erythranthe guttata (spotted monkey flower), 4046 nucleotides. Its product is annotated as DNA-directed RNA polymerase III subunit 2. Lineage: Eukaryota; Viridiplantae; Streptophyta; Magnoliopsida; Lamiales; Phrymaceae. Gene Ontology annotation, biological process: DNA-templated transcription. The record is from RefSeq and is a predicted model, not a curated record. Gene Ontology annotation, molecular function: DNA binding; ribonucleoside binding; DNA-directed RNA polymerase activity.
AAGCGUACAGCUCUCUCUCUCUCUCUCUCUCUCUCUCUACCCUCUGAAAUCGAAAAUUAUGAUGAGAGAAGACGACGAUCUUGCUCUGCUACAGGAAAAUGGUAUGAAUCCCGUCGACAAGUUCCAAUUAAUCCCCGAAUUUCUCAAGGUGCGAGGUCUCGUGAAACAACAUUUGAACUCUUUUAAUUACUUUGUGAGGACGAAGAUCAAAAAAAUUGUUCAGGCCAAUGAUCUCAUCGCAUCUACUAAGGACCCAAGUAUUUAUUUGAGAUACAAAGAUGUACGUAUAGGUGAACCAACAUUGGUAUUAGAUGGUGUUUCCGAACAGCUUACUCCCCAAAAGUGCCGGAUCCUCGACACAACUUAUAAUGCUCCGAUAUACGUGAACAUAGAAUACGUUACCGUAAAAAAUAGAUUGAAGAAAACCGAAACAAAGAAAGAUGUCAUUAUUGGAAGAAUGCCUAUCAUGUUAAGAAGUUGCUGUUGCAUUUUGUUCGGAAAGGAUGAAGAAGAACUUGCCAAAUACGGUGAAUGUCCGCUUGAUCCUGGAGGAUAUUUUGUCGUUAGAGGAAACGAGAAGGUAGUUUUGAUUCAAGAACAACUUUCGAAGAACCGAAUAAUCAUUGAUACUGACACGAAAGGCUGUGUGCAAGCAUCUGUUGCAAGCAUUACAGAGAAAAUAAAGAGCAGAACAGUUAUACGAAUCGAGAGAGAGAAAAUAUACGUGGACCUGAAUAAAAAAGCAAGAAAGGUUCCGAUAAUGAUAGUCUUUAAAGCAAUGGGUAUGGAAAGUGAUCAAGAGGUUUUCCAGAUGAUGGGGAGAGACCCUCGGUAUAGUGAACUGCUAUUGCCAUCAAUUGAGGAUUGUUUAAAGGUAGGUGUACACAAUCAACGUCAGGCACUGGAUUUCCUGAAGAAGAAGGAUGAGCAUGCUCUUAGCAUCCUUCGAGACACAUUUCUUGCCAAUAUUCCUGUCGAUCAAGAAAAUUUCCGUCCAAAAUGCAUUUACGUCGCUGUAAUGAUGAGGCGCAUGAUGGAUGCAAUCUUAAACAAGGAUGCAAUGGAUGACAAGGAUUACAUGGGGAACAAAAGAUUGGAACUGUCUGGUCAAAUGCUAUCGUUUCUUUUUGAGGAUUUGUUCAAGUCAAUGAACGAGCAGGCCUGUCUAGAAAUAGAUAAAAAAAUAGAAAAGGGAAAUCGUAACAGACAAUUUGACAUUUCUCAGACUAUUGUGCAAAAUAGGAUUACUCUUGGUCUAGAGAAUGCUCUUUCGACUGGAAAUUUUGUUGCCACAAGAUUUGGACUGAAUCGAAAAGGAAUGGCGCAGGCCGUAAUUAGGAUGUCAUAUAUAUCAACCGUAAGUCACAUGACAAGGAUAUUGCCACAAUUUGAAAAAUCUAGAAAAGUAAGCGGACCUAGAGCUUUACAACCCAGCCAGUGGGGGAUGCUGUGCCCCUGUGAUACUCCUGAAGGUGAUUCGUGUGGACUGGUUAAAAAUCUGGCACUGAUGACUCAUGUUACAACGGAUGAAGAUGAAGGCCCUCUCAUUUCUUUGUGCUACACUCUUGGAGUAGAAAGUUUCGAGUAUCUUUCUGGUGAAGAAGUUCACAUGCCAAACUCCUAUCUGAUCAUAUUCAAUGGACUCAUUAUUGGCAAGCACAGGCGGCCACAAAGAUUUUCCAAUGCAAUGAGAACACUACGAAGGGCUGGUAAAAUUGGCGAGUUCAUAAGCAUUUUCGUGAACGAAAAGCAGCAUUGUGUUUACAUUGCUUCAGAUGGUGGCCGUGUUUGUCGUCCACUCGUGAUCGCUGACAAAGGCGUAUCAAGAAUUAAGGAGCACCAUAUGAAGGAGUUGAAGGAUGGAGUCCGGACCUUUGACAGUUUCUUAAAAGACGGUUUGGUAGAAUAUCUUGAUGUCAAUGAGGAGAACAAUGCAUUGAUUGCUUUAUAUGAAGACAAUACGAAAGAAAAAACAACCCAUAUCGAAAUAGAGCCUUUUACAAUACUGGGCGUGUGCGCUGGGUUGAUUCCUUAUCCUCAUCAUAACCAGUCACCGAGAAAUACGUAUCAGUGUGCUAUGGGAAAGCAAGCUAUGGGCCACAUUGCAUAUAAUCAGUAUUGUAGGACGGACACGUUAUUGUGUCUCUUAGUUUAUCCACAGCGACCUUUACUAACCACACGGACAAUCGAGCUGGUGGGCUUUGAUAAACUGGGAGCUGGGCAGAAUGCAACUGUUGCGGUGAUGAGUUAUAGUGGAUAUGACAUAGAGGACGCAAUAGUAAUGAAUAAAUCUUCCUUGGAUCGUGGUUUUGGUCGUUGCAUUGUUAUGAAAAGAAUGGUUUCAGUUUGCCAGAAGUAUGAAAAUGGCACAUCUGAUCGUAUUCUUAAACCACAAAGAGAAGAAAAAGAUGCUGACAAGAUGCAGAGUUUAGAUGAUGAUGGACUAGCAGCUCCCGGGCUAACUAUUCGAGCCAAUGAUAUUUAUAUCAAUAAAUAUUCCCCCACAGUCACUAGGGUGCCAGUGAAAUUCCCCAUGGCCCUGCCAGAUAGCUCAUACAUGCCAAGUAGAGAGUCUCAUAAAGCUUCUGUAGGAGAGACAGCUGUCAUAGAUAGAGUUGUACUCUUCUCUGACAGGGAUAACAACAUGAAAAUCAAAUUCAUGACUCGUCAAACUCGUCGGCCAGAGGUUGGUGACAAAUUUAGUAGCCGUCACGGGCAAAAAGGGGUUUGCGGCACAAUUGUUCAAGAGGAAGAUUUACCGUUUUCCGAGCGUGGAAUAUGUCCUGAUUUAAUCAUGAAUCCUCAUGGAUUUCCUAGCCGUAUGACAGUUGGGAAAAUGAUAGAACUUCUUGGUAGCAAAGCUGGAGUUUCUUGUGGUAGGUUUCAUUAUGGAAAUGCAUUUGGUGAGCCCAGUGGUCAUGCAGAUAAAGUCGAGACUAUAAGUGAAACCCUAGUGAAGCACGGUUUUAGCUACAACGGCAAAGACUUCCUCUAUUCAGGCAUCACCGGUGAGCCUCUGCAAGCUUAUAUUUUCAUGGGUCCAGUUUAUUACCAACGGUUGAAACACAUGGUGAUAGAUAAAAUGCAUGCUCGAGGUCAUGGACCCAAAACUAUGAUGACUAGGCAGCCUACAGAAGGGAAGAGCAACAAUGGAGGUCUUCGGAUGGGAGAAAUGGAACGAGAUUCCUUAAUUGCAUAUGGAGCCAGUAUGUUAGCAUACGAGCGCUUAAUGCUUUCUAGUGAUCCGUUUGUGGUUCAGGUCUGUCGAAAGUGUGGUCUCCUGGGGUAUUACAACUUUAAGUUGAAGACUGCGAUUUGUUCGAUGUGCAAAAACGGGGAUAAUAUAGCUACUAUGAAUUUGCCCUACGCAUGCAAGCUUUUAUUCCAGGAGCUCCAGUCAAUGAACAUCGUUCCUCGUUUAAAAUUAACGGAGGCAUAAUGCUCCGUCCUUUGUCCAUGGUUCGGUACAUCAUUGUAAAGUGUGAAGGUCUUUUUUUGGGUGUAUUGGAAUUUGGAAGGGUAAUUUCCCCCUGGUAUAGAAUGAAGGGCAAAUUACGAGAAACCCCUGGUAUAAGGUCUAAUUGCGAAAUGAUAAUUUUGUGGUGUCAUUCUAAGAAAUAUUAUUUAGUACAAAAUUGUACACAGCAACAUAUUUUAGAACUUGGCACCAUCCAAUAUUUGAAAUGAUCAAUCUAUUUGAGGUUUAUGUUCUUUAAAUGACAAAGUAGUGUAGAUGCACAUUAAAAAAAAGCUCGUUCCCUUACUCCAUUUUAUAUUAAAGUUCUAUAUUGAUCAUGUAUAUGAGAUUUAUGCUUUAUGUUAAUGAAAAUUUAGUAUCUUCUCGAAUAAUUGAAAGACUUUUGUUUAAUUUUAUGCGGGAAAACUCUAAUAACAUAAUCUUGAAACUAAAUUCAUCUUAAGAACAUAAUCAAAUAAUUGAGAUUAUCGAUAUACCGUUCGCCAUGGAUUCCGAUAGAGACGAUGAUGAUGAACGAGAACAAUAGCAAUCUACAAGCCAAACCUCCUCCGAAUCUCUUUGUGAGAAC